This is a messenger RNA of Impatiens glandulifera, 1760 nucleotides long. RefSeq names its product violaxanthin de-epoxidase, chloroplastic. The record is from RefSeq and is a predicted model, not a curated record. NCBI's taxonomy places the organism in Eukaryota, Viridiplantae, Streptophyta, Magnoliopsida, Ericales, Balsaminaceae. Gene Ontology annotation, molecular function: violaxanthin de-epoxidase activity. Gene Ontology annotation, biological process: xanthophyll cycle. The coding region runs from base 159 to 1616 and encodes 485 amino acids. The transcript is spliced from 6 exons.
UUAUGCUACGUCUGUCAAACGGUCUACGUCCUUACAGAAGAUUACUACCCUAUCCAUCUCUUGUGGCUUUCAGAAGAUUUGAGUAGAAUUCAGGAAGGAAAAUCUCCUCUCUUUCUCUCUCAACCAUCCAAGUCGCCGUCAAAUCUAAAGGUUGAAUUAUGGCGAUAAAUUCACAUUCAAUUCACCUCUUCAAUGACAAAGGCAUCACUAUAGGAUUCAGAUCUAGUACGAUGCAGUGUGUUAAGCUUUACAGGAAAGGAGCCGAGGUAUCGAAAAUUGGGUCUAAUAGCAUGCCAAAGUUCUUAGAACUGUUGGGAGGGGUUAAGACGAAAUGGCAUGGUCUGAGGUUAAGUUAUCUGAAUCCUCCUCCAUGUGAGGUGCUGAAGGUUUCUUCUUCAAUUUAUAAUAGUCAGACACAAUUAAAGGAAAGAGGGAGUUUUGACUCACCAUCACCAUCAGAAUCAGAAUCAAUUAUUAUGAGCUAUCUAAGGAACCAAGUUUCGACCAUAAUUGUUCUAUUUGCAUGCUCACUCUUGGUUGCUCCCAUGGCAGAAGCUGUAGAUGCCCUUAAAACCUGUUCCUGCUUACUGAAAGAGUGCAGGCUAGAGCUUGCCAAGUGCAUUUCAAACCCAUCAUGUGCAGCUAAUAUUGCCUGUCUUCAGACUUGCAAUAAUCGACCCGAUGAAACAGAAUGCCAGAUAAAAUGUGGGGAUUUGUUUGAAAAUAGUGUUGUAGCCGAGUUCAACGAGUGUGCAGUCUCACGUAAGAAAUGUGUACCGAGGAAAUCUGAUCUUGGGGAAUUCCCUGUACCUGAUCUAGCACUUACUGUUAAUAACUUCAACAUCAAUGAUUUUAAUGGGAAGUGGUAUAUUACCAGUGGCCUGAAUCCCACAUUUGAUGCAUUUGAUUGUCAAUUGCAUGAGUUCCAUGUUGAGAAUGGUAAACUAGUUGGAAAUAUAUCGUGGCGAAUUAAAACACCAGAUGGAGGCUUCUUCACUCGUUCGACUGUUCAGAAAUUUGUUCAAGAUCCUGCACAUCCUGGGGUACUCUACAACCAUGACAAUGAAUAUCUUCAUUAUCAAGAUGACUGGUAUAUUUUAUCGUCAAAGAUAGAGAACAAACAAGACGACUACAUAUUCGUAUACUACAAAGGUAGAAACGAUGCAUGGGAUGGAUACGGAGGAGCUGUUCUAUACACAAGAAGUUCAGUUUUACCCGAAUCCAUUAUCCCCGAAGUUUCAAAAGCAGCUCAAACAGUUGGUAGAGACUUCAAGGAUUUCAUAAAAACGGAUAACAGUUGUGGGCCGGAACCUCCAUUAGCGGAGAGGAUAGAAAAAACAGUUGAGCAAGGAGAAAAGACUAUCAUAAGGGAAGUUGAGGAAAUAGAAAGGGAAGUUGAGGAAAUAGAAGGGGAAGUGGAGAAAGUGAAAGAGACUGAAAUAAGUUGGUUCAGUAAGCUGUUUGAAGGACUGAAAAAUGAGAUUCAAAAAGAUGAGGAAAAUUUGAUUAAAGGUUUAAGUGAUGAAGAAAUGGAGCUUCUUGGUCAACUUAAAAUGGAAGCUAAGGAAGUUGAAGAACUAUUUGGAAGGGCAUUGCCUUUGAGAAAAUUGCGAUAGGAAGUGAAACUCGAGGAAUAGGAAGUGACACUCGACGAUCGUCGAUUGUGUUGAUUCUUUUUCUUAUAUAUAUUUUGAAUUUACAAAUACAAUUGUUUUGUUUUCGAUUAAACAUUUAUGGUAUAGAGCUUCAAUCUUAUGUCA